UAGUGGGCGAAGCCGUGGAUGCCAAUGCUGCUAAGCAACUAAAGCAAUCUGAACACAUCCAUGAGAGACCUACCUCUCUGAUACUACAAAAGGAGGUCAGUAAUUCUGAGUACAGAGGCGGGCAGGCUAAGGCCACAGAGAUGGAUCAGGAAGAUCAGGAACAAGGUGCCAAAAAGGAAACUGCCAAGGCAGACAGGAUGAGGAGUCCUCUCGGAGCCGGUGUUGUCCACGGUGUAAUGGGCCCGGGCCAAAAAGGACUUUCAAAGGAACAGCGUCAGGAACUGAUUCAUAAACACACGGUGGAAAGGGUUGCACCUGGUGGCAAGCAUCAUCAGAAAACAACGAAAACCCGAACGCACGGCAGCAAUGUCCAAGAGCUGAAGGAGUACCUCUCUGGUUCACCAAAACCAGCGAAAAAGGCUGAUCAACGGCAAGAACGAAAGGAAAAAGUUGUUAAAUCCCUAAAAGAUCCAAAGUCUCUCACUUUAGAUCUUUCCCAGGCAAAGAAGACCAAAGACGUUGCUGCCCCUGCCCCUGCCCCUGCUCCUGCACCCCAACAGGAACCGUUGCCAGAACAACCAAGCCAGCCCAAACGUGUGGCUAUUGGUAUCUCACCCACUGAAGCUACAGAGGCCACCAGGACCGAGGAGGAUCAAACGAAAGAGAAGCAAUGGUACGAAGCAGACGAGUACGUAAAGUCCGCGAAAGCGCAGGAAGACUUGAGAAAAGAGCUGCAGUCUCUCCGGAGAGAACCGGCGGCCAGCCUAGCGCUCGCUAUUGUAGAGAAGAAGGACAUGGCCUCUCAGGAGAAGAUGCCGGAUGGUGUCGAGGAGGACAUAGACGAGAGUACACCUUCUUCUGCCGACAGCGACAGUGACGACUCGAAGUCUUCGUUGAAAAAAUCGAAAGCGAGAGCAAAUCUUAGUGCCAUUCUAUCCCCCAUCGACGACAAAGAUGCUCCUCCGGAAGAUGACCUUGAAGAAGAUGAUGACAGGCCAAAGUCAAAAGCGGAACAGCAGGCAGAAUUACGCGCCAUCCGUCGGCAACGUCCGCGAACCCCUCCUGGUAGUUGCCUCUCCCCUAUAGAGGACUUCUCUCCACCGUAUGAGCAUGCAAAACCGAUCCUCUCUGUUUCAACAACACCGCCUUACCAUUCUAGGCUUCCACAGGAAAUACCAAAAAUUAUCGUUACCCAGAGGGUCAGCCCCGAGCAAAGCCCACCCGAGAAGCUACAAGAAGAAUUCAGGGAAGAAAAAGACAUUUCCACUUCAUCUACUGUUGUAACUACUGUUGUAACUGAGCCUCCGGUACCGAAAGAACAGACAGAAAAGUCGAAGAAGAAAUCAUUCGAGAGCAAUGAUGCAAAACAAGUCCUCAAGUCAAAGAAAAAUGAGAGCACUGAGAAAGAAAAAAAACCUACACACUCUGUAUUCGAUCGACCCGAGCGUGACAGUCAAAGAACUAUCAUGGUGAAAUCAAAAUCAGGUGAUUUCCCUAGAUCGACGGUUGAAAUGUCGAGCACGCAAUCUCGUACGGAGAGCCAAUCAGCUAAGCCAGACACAUCCGGAGCAUCUGAGCCAUCUUCAGUAGGCAUUACGUCUCCCACACAGAUGUCGUCUGCGGCUCAUGCAAAGGGUUACAGCAGUGAUAGCGAUGCGAGCAGGCCGCACAGAGUGCGCAGAAGGCUCCCCGAUCUCCCUCCAGGCGCCACACCCAGCCUGCCGAAGACCGGGCCCGAGAAGCAGCGAGAGCGCCAAGCGGCCAUUGAGAGUCUGCAGCAGAAGCGGAAGCAGGAGCGGAUCAAGAUGGAAACUACGGACGCUUCGAAAGCCGGUGAGCGAUCUGCUGAUAGAAUGACAGAGCGAUCAACCGAACGGCCAGUUGAGCGAACAGUCGAGCGGACAGCUGGGCGAACAGCCGAGCGGGCAGCUGAACGGACAGUCGAGCGGACAGCAGACAGAACAACUGACCGUUCAACUGAGCGCAAAAAGAUGAUGGACUUAGAGAUGGCGCGGAAGCAGGUAGAGAAGGCCCGGCUAAGAGCCAAGCUGCGGGCCGAGGGGAAGCUGCACCUGGACUCCAUCCUCUCCCCUCCUGAUGACAGGGGAUUCUACUCGGACAGCGAAAUCAGCCGCACCCGAGCCCUCUCUGCCGAACGAGAAGCAGCCGCAGCUACAUCUGACCAGGAAAAAUCAGGGAUCAAAGACCGAACAUCCGAAAAGGUCGAUACUUACUCGCUAAAGAGCGGGUGGACGUACCAGCCAGCAAGCGCGAAAGAAGAAAACAACAAAUCAUCUUCGCGAGAUACUGAGGUAGCAAGAGAGGGCAGGGCAGCGAGGCCGGAGGGUAUAGCUGGUGGGGAUGCGGCCGUCCCCACCAGGGGCAGGCGGGAGAGAAGGGAAAUGCGUGACGACAUGACGCACGACAGUAGGCGAUCAAGUCGCAGCAGCAGUCCAGAGCUUCCAGAGGACGAGUCAUACAAAGCCAUGAUGGAGAAGCGAAUAAACUACGAAACCGUGACGGACAUUUCUGAAAUCAUUAAGGAGAUAGAGACCGAUGCAAAUCGCUUGUUUGGGCUGGAUGAGUUGGACUCCACAGAGCCUUCUAGCACACAAGGUCGAAAGGGAACUUCUUUCCCAGCCCAAAGAAGAGUACCAUCUCUUCACGAUCUCCUUGAUGAUAGUUCUUUUCCGGAAGAAAAGCAAGAGAAGACCACCUCAGCAAAGGACUUGGCAGACGAGCUAGAGCAGAGCGAAGAAUUCAAGACCCUCCGUAAACAGUUGAGUGAAAGUGGAUCGAAAAUUACUUCCCCUCCAGUAGAUUCCCCUAGGCAAGCAGCAAGUGUAGAGUCGUUACGACGAGAAGAGAGGAAACAGAAAGCAGCAGUCGCAGACGCCGGAGGAUUGAAACAUACUAUCGCACCGCCAUCAGCCACACCAUCAAUGCCUAAGAAGAAACAUAGGCGACAGGGCUCGGACCCACUGAGCAGAUUCUCUCCAAUCAGGGAAACCCCUGGAAACGAGCUCCAUUCGAGUAACUCCCACGAUGGGUUUGGAAGGGUAUACUCACUUGACCCAAUCGCAAUCGAGUCCGCCAGAACUACAGCCGAGGCGGGCAGCUCUAUGACCCUUCCGAGAACCCGAGAGGCGUCCCAAUCAUCGCUGGCGCAGUCGAGGUCUCCCAGCCAGCGGAGCAUCAUCGGCAACGAGACCAUGUCACAAAUAGAGAAGGCCAUGCACAGGCGAGGCUCGACGUCUGGGGACGACGAUGGCAAGAAGUCUAGAAUUAGGUACGAAAUUCUACUGGAAGGGAAGUACAAGCAGGUGGAAUCUGUAGAUAAGGAAAGACUUAUACAAGCCAGUGCGUCUCUAGAUAGAGGGGUGUCUAAGUCGGCCUGGCAUGUUGGAUCAUUAGAAAGUAUCCCUGGAAGAAAUUCGGCAGGACAUAUGCGCAGAGGCCCCCGACAAAUGUACGCGUCCACAAGCAGACUGUACUCGACGGUGCGGAAGCCCACAGACUUAAACAUUCGUGCCGACAGUCUGCCCAGACGCAGUCGAAGUAGGGACUACAAGGACGACAGUCCUGUAAGUCCGGUAGGUCCGCCCGGAUCAGCACCCAUCUCCAUACCGCCGCGAAGGAGCCGCAGAGGGGACCUCCCCGUGGGAAGCGCCGCCAUGGCGCACUCAUUCCCCGACCAUGAGAUGUUCGGCAGAGGAAGAGGCUAUGAUGACAGACAGCCCUUCUCCGAUGAUGAAACCUACACAGGGACGUUCCGCCUGCACGACUCGGUUGCGCAGCUCUCCCGCGACGUCUGGAACGAAAUGGACGAAGAUGACCAGCCAUUCAUGGAACGGCUGGAGGAGGGAGGUGUCACCAUCCUGGAACAGCACAGAAAAAGAAAAGCACAACGACCAACAUCCAUGUACGAGUUCCCGACAAGAAAGUACUACCUCAGCAGGGACCCCAAGGACAGGUCUGUUCAAGGUAAUGGCCUGGGUCUACGAGUGGUCGGUGGGAAGGAGAUACCGGGCGGACGGGGAGAAAUCGGGGCAUACGUGGCCAGAAUAUAUCCCGGUGGUGUUGCUGAACAAGUUGAAGGGCUGUUCGAGGGUGCACAGGUGCUGGAGUGGAAUGGAGCAAAGCUAACAGGCAAGACAUACGAGGAGGUUCUGAAGAUUGUCAGUGUGUCCAACGGAGAAAUAGAAAUCGUCAUCAGAAGCGAUUUUAACAUGCUGUCGGACACACAACAUCAAUCAGCAGCUGACAGGAAAAGAUCUGGCUUUGGUCCUUGCAGGCAGUAUUCCAAGGAGUCGGCCGUGGACCCUGACCAACUCGCCGUGCAACUGGCCACCAUGAGAGAAGAGAAGCGACCCAACAACUCCGACAUUUCCUCCUGGUCCCAACAUGGGCACACUGCCUCCCCCAGUAACAUUGCCUCACCUAGUCUUUCCACUGCUUCCAGUACAGCUCCUAGUCCAAUCCUGCCAGCGUCACCUGCCAUGGCGAGACAAGCCCCACGCAAGCUACCAUCAAAGGAGGCGUCUAAAGAAACUGAUAUAACUGGUGAAAUUGAGCUUCAGAUGCGAUACGACGAGACCACAAAAGACUUGAUCAUCAACAUCAACAGGGCACGCAACUUGGCCGCCAAGGACAUCAAUGGUUUCUCCGAUCCCUUUGUCAAGGUCUACCUGCUCCCUGGAAGGAAUGCUGAGAACAAGAGAAGGACAAAGUACAUUCCAAAAACCCUCAACCCAGAAUGGAACCAGACUGUCAUAUACAAGGGAAUCACCAAAGAGCAGCUGAAGUCUAAAACUGUGGAGUUCACUGUAUGGGAUUAUGACAGAUUCACCCCAAACGACUUCCUUGGUGAGGUGUUGAUAGAUCUCUCAGAUGCCAGUUUCUUGGACAACCAGCCCCACUGGUUCACCCUGUAUGAGCAUGAUGAGAACAACAGUGCAGAGCUGCCCAAGCCCAAGACUCUGUCCCCCCUCACCCCGAGUAAGACCUUCCGCACACACCAAGGCAAGCAGGUGGACCUACAGAAGAGUAGGAGCCAUCAGAGCCUCAUCACAGCUGCAGAUGAAGAAGAGUAUGAGAAAGCACGGAGGAGGUACUACAAAGCCCAGAGCCUGACCAACAUCCACCAAGACGAGCCUACAUACAGAUACAGGAGAACAAGGAGUUCGCUUGGAGAAGAGCUAACUUCUGAUAGAAGACUAAGUCUCCAGCAUGGCUACGGAGUCAGUCUACCGUUUCGAGAGGUCUCACCUAGCCGCAGAUUGAUGCAACAGCACCAAGCUGAGCGCAGAAGAGCAGCACCCGUUGGUGCCCACAGUACACAGGGACCACCCCCUGGAGCUCGCACAAGGUCACGGUCAAGGUCACCUGCCAAUCAUCAAGGUCAACAGCCACCACCACCAGGUAACCAGAUGUCCUCUGUGAUGUCUGACAGCCCGCUGACUUAUCGGAAGCGAUUUGUAAAUGAACGCCACCAACCGUCAUCCCUGGCACGCAACCACGUGUCAUCUUCCGAUACCUCUAUAGUGCAGAUGAGGGAAUCUCCCCAAACGAACAUUCAGAACUGCUCUCCUGAAAAUCAGCCAGGAAUAAACAGUGUCUGCUGCAUGCAACUGUGCAACAUUUAUAAGAACCUUCUAGGCGAGGACGAGUCAUCCCACAGUGAACCCGCCACGCCUCGGUCAGCCGCAGAGCGCGACAGGAAGGUCCCCAGUUUUCACGGGAAGCAUGACAGAGACGACCUACGCAAGCAGGUUGCCAGAAAGAAGCUGGACUCGCUGGGAUCGAGUGCCUCGUCCAAUGGGAGCCUGAGUAGUUUACAGAGCGGGGAGAGCAGCAGCACGGGGUACAGCGGGGGUGCACCGCCCUCGGGGUGGCCAGGGAGACAAAAUUUAAGUGGGAUGGGGAGACAUCAUCCUCAGGAGGACAUGCAGCGUCACCAUAUCAACAACCAGAGAAGGGAAGUGUCACCGACAACAGAGGAAGUGGAUGAGAUGUUUAACAGCACUACCCGACUGGAAAGACUGCCCUCCUCCCCUAGGCCAACUGAACAGGAGGGCAGAAAAAGCCCGCAGUACCAGACGUGGGACACCAUAGAACAGCAGGUGGACAGUGAGGGGAACAGGAUGAUGUCCAGCCCCAAACAUACCAUGUACUCCCAGAUGGCUGUGGGUGAGCUGGGGCCUGGGCAGCUCAUGGAUCCAGGGUCUAUGGGUAACCCUGAGGUGACAGCCGAGGUGCGGCUGAACCUGCGUACAGAGAUCCAUGACCAGGGGGAGAUGCUGAUGGUGCACAUCGUCAAUGUGCAGAACAUCACAUACCGCUUCAAGUCGGAUGACUACCUGCCAGAUCUCUAUGUGAAGUGUUACCUGGUGGUGGGGAACAGGAAGGUGGCUAAGAAGAAGACGAGGACCUGCAAGUCUGACCGGGAGCCAGAGUUCAACGAGAUGCUCAAGUUUGACUUGGAGUUUGGAAAAUCAAUUUUGCAGGUGAAUCUCCUGGAAGAUGGUGGCAAGUUUGGUCGGAACACCCUGAUUGGGGAAACCCUGAUCUGGCUAGACAACGUCAACCUACAACACGGGGUGAAGGCCUGGUACAAGCUCAUGCUUCAACCCAUGCCCAGAGUCAGUCCUGAUAGACUCAGAGCAUCAGAGCGAUGAACAAUGCAGAGAUAAUGUGUCUCAUCCUCGCACUCUCGAUGCAAGAAGUCAACGAUCCUUGAAAAGAUGGCCAAGGGACAUUUUGAUGUGUGCAAUAAGGUCUACAGAGGGUCACGAUCACAAGUCGGAACAGAAACACUGACUUUGAUGUUUACCGGUCGUACCAUCUAAUCUGCUUGUGAUGUCUUGUGUGACAUGCUCUUCUGCAUGAUGUAUCCAUGGAUGUGGUCAGAUGGGUAUAAAUGUACCGUAUUAGAUUACAACGAUGUCUCUACAACAGUUGGUGUACAUCAAAAAGAAAUCUUGUCAGAGAGAAUUCCAUGACUGGUGUGAAAGGUUAUUGAUGUGUCAAUACAGAUAUGUGGAAAAAAAACUUGCUGAAGCUUCACUGACGCAGUACUGUAAUUCUAAGUCGUCUUCUGCGUGAUUUGUCCUACCAUUUAUUGCAGCAGCAUACAGCACUGGUACUGUGCUGGCUAUUGAUACUUUCUUUCCUUCUAAAGAAUGAAGAGAGUGAAUGAAGUGCUGCCAGAAGUAGCAUGCUUGAAAAUUUGUCCAAGUAUGCUUUCGCAGUCUUUGCAGCCUUCCAAGAAACAAGGUGCCAAUGGCAGAGUGGUGAAGGAACAUUUUCAGUGUCCUUAAUGUGUACAUAUUUUUAAAUGUGAUAUCGAUUUUCGUUUUGUACAUGUCUGUACCAAAGACAAUAUUGCAACUGAAUCAUAGUAGACUAGUCUGUUGUACUUAUUGCCUUCAAUGUUACUUAAAAGGACAGGUACUACAAAAUUGCUAAAAAGGAAGGGAAUUUAUUCUAUGAUGAUUGCAAAUCUUGUUUUAUGUACUUAAUUAGUUAUGGUAAUGUCUGAUGUCAAUUGAUUUAUUUGAGAACCAGUUGAUAUGAACAUCACUUUAAGGUGAAUUUCUUUUGUACAUGUACAAAUCGAUGCUCAAACUUGGUAGCAACCUAAAAAGUGAAACAGGUUGUUUCUGCAUCACAAUAGAUAAGAUAUCCUCCAGAUACCUUCAAGUUGAUGCAAUGUCAUAGAAUUAUACUUGCAAAGUCAGUGUUCCUGUGUGUGUAUGUGGAAAUUUUUAUACUUUUUUACAUCUCAUGUCCAGUGUGAACAAUUGUGAAAACAAAGUCUUUCCAUUUGAUGUGCUUAGAAUGUCAAGUUGAAUGUCUUCAUUUAAGACAAAUGUGAACAGUGAUGUUUCGUGGCCAAAGGUCGGCCCAACAAAAGUGUACGAAAGGACUCUUACAGGGUAGCUAAUUGUUCUUCCGUGGUGCACAAAGCUGUGCCCUUCUGUGCUUGUUGUGAAACAUGGCAGUCUGACACUGUUACUUAAAGUGUAUAAAGUUUAGAGCCGUGACCAUAGAAAUUGGAUGUUAUAGACAGUUGACUGUAGGUUGAAAAACUCUACUACAUUGCAAGUUUAUACUUUAACCUCACUUUCUGAACUACAUUCUAGUAUGGUCAAAGUAAGAAAACAUAACAUGGUUCGUACUGUAUCACAUGAUAUCUCUCUCGAGCACAAUCAAAAGAACACUUUUAUGGCUACACUGCAAACAUAUCUACUACAAUGUAAAGUGCGAAUUGAAAGUACAUAUGUCAAAUCCGUUGCAACUACACAGCAUUUAAAGUGGACUUCGUAGCACAAAUCCUGAAAGUCAGGAUACUUCAGUCCACUUUUGUGGCUAUCUUGGACAUUCGGCACUCUAAACCUAUUCCAACCACUGCAUCAUUACCCCUAUGAAUAUUCAUGAAGGUUAUGUUAAUGUAUGUUUAACCUACUCCCUACUGAAGUAGUUUUUUGGCGACAAAUUUGCAUUGGUUAAAAGAUUAGGCAGCAGGGAGAGGUUAAAAAAGUUCCAAUUCUGAACAAUACGACCAGAAUGGUGAGUCUACAGUACCUGUACAGGUUGUCACGUGUGAUGAGCAUGCAAAUGUGCAAUACCGUUCUGUUGAUCGGCAGAUGUAAAAAUUGAUAAGAUUAAUGUCGUGGUAGGUCUAUAAGUAGAUAAAGGAUUGUCUUGAAGAAAGUUGGUGUACAUCCCAGGCACUCUUCCCUGUGACCGUUUCCUUCUCAGCAGGAAUUUGCUCAUGUAAAUUGAAAUAAAGAAACAUGCAGACUUGA
This is a messenger RNA of Branchiostoma floridae (Florida lancelet), 8810 nucleotides long. Its product is annotated as protein piccolo-like. Gene Ontology annotation, cellular component: GABA-ergic synapse; glutamatergic synapse; membrane. The transcript has 28 exons. Lineage: Eukaryota; Metazoa; Chordata; Leptocardii; Amphioxiformes; Branchiostomatidae. The coding region runs from base 141 to 6677 and encodes 2178 amino acids. Gene Ontology annotation, molecular function: protein binding; structural constituent of presynaptic active zone. The record is from RefSeq and is a predicted model, not a curated record. Gene Ontology annotation, biological process: protein localization to synapse; presynaptic active zone assembly.